AUUGCGCAGCGCGCGUGCGGCGUUGUCAGGUGACCUGCGCUGGGUUUGCUGAGGAGCCGCUGCUGCUCGUCAACGAUGGAUCUCUCGCCGGUUUUCGUCGCCGUCGCCGCGGUUGUGAGCUCAUUAUCGGGUGUGCUUGGAGACCAGCUGACGGUGCUGCGCAGCCCACAGUAUGUGACCUUCAGGGAGGGCCAGUGGCCACUGGCUGGAGAGAAGGUUCCUGAUCUGGUGGCGCUGACCAUGGGCUUCUCUGUCCAGGAGGAUCUUGACUGGCCCGGCCUGGCAGCGGGCUCCCUGUUCCAGCGUCCUCGGGCUACUGCGCUAAUCGCAGUGCGCGGCGUUGGCAGUUUGGAUCUGCCCUCAAACACCUCCUCAUACCCCCUGGAAAACCCUGUGCCCUUCACUCUGGACAGCGUGGCCAACACCAUCCACACCCUGUUUGCCGAGAGCACCCCCGUGGUUCUGCAGCUCGCCCCCAGCGAGGAGAGGCUGUAUAUGAUGGGGAUGGCGAACACAGUGUUUGAGGAUCUGCCGGUCACUCUGCAGCAGAUCAGAGCACGUCUGUCUCAGGAGGGAUCAGUGCUGCACUCUCUUCCACUCCAUUCACUCAGCCGAAACAGCGAGGCUGAUCUGCUGUUCCUGUCUGAGGUUCAAGUGUUGCAUGACAUCUCCGCCCUGCUGCAGAGGCAUAAGCACUUGGCCAAGGACCAGGCUCCUGACCUGUUCUCCCUGGAGCUGGCCGGUUUGGAGGAAAUUGCUCGUCGCUACGGCAACGAUUCACCCCAAUUCCAGGAUGCCACCAAGAUCCUGGCAUCUGUGCUACAGAAGUUUGCUGACGACGUCUACGGUGUCUAUGGCAACAACGCAGUGGUUGAGGUGGUGACCGUGAAGACUUUUGAAGCUCCACUCACCAGGAAGUCUCGCUCCAUCCUGGAGAGCAAGCAGAUUAGCAACCCAGGAAGCCCCUACAACCUGGCCUACAAGUACAACUUCGAGUACGCGGUGAUCUUCAACAUUGUGCUGUGGCUGAUGAUCAUGUUGGCCUUGGCCGUCAUCGUCAUCGCUUACAACCUGUGGAACAUGGACCCCGGCUACGACAGCAUCAUCUACAGGAUGACCAAUCAGAAGAUCCGGAUGGACUAAUGGUCGUCGCUCCCACUUGCAUUCCAUUCCAUGUUGUUGAGUGUGUGUGUGUGUGUGUGUGUGUGUGUGUGUGUGUGUGUGUGUGUUUCUCACUUAAAUAGAUUCCAAUUGAACCCUCAGUGUAUGUUUGCUUCCCAAAUGCGUUGUACAAAGACACGUCACAUUGAACUGUAAAUGUUAAAUGAAUAUUUGAAGAAUAUUUAUCGAUGCCUGCUGUUUGGUAGAAUCAACAGACCAGCUGAGUAAAGUUUAAGUUCAUAUUUCACCCCUAAAAAUGCUAAUGUGGCUACAAAUGAAUGACCGAUCAUAGGAGGUACAUUAAUGUUGAAUUCUGGAUGACGUAUUUGUGUAUUUUAGAAAAUAUAAACCAAUUUUUUUGAAGAUACGUGCAAGCUGAUAAGCUAUCAACAGAGCUGUAGAUGACUCUGUAAUAAUUGAGAAAGCUGUCCAACAUUGAACAUUACCAUAAUAAAUUUAGUGAUGUGAUCAAAUGAUCGUAAUAAAAUCAUAAUUACAGUAUGUUAUACAUCAGUUCUUUGCGUUCCCAAACGUCUUCUGAAACUUUGAAUAUAAAAGUUUGGCUUGUGUAUUAAAUAAAAUAACAGCAGUUGUUAAUUUUAUGUGGUUCUAAACUGUUCUUCUAAUUUCUCUCCUAACUUUUAUUCACUGUCAGCCACGUUAGCGUUGGUGGACGGUGAAAUGGCCGAUACGGGAUGUAAAUAAGUUUGCUGUCAUUGCGUUUCUUGGUGAGUGGGAAGUGUACAGGCUUAAUUUGUCGUGCUACACUCGUGAUCGUGUGCUGUGCUUUUCAUGUGUUCCUGAAUUGUCUUCAGAUUGAAGCCCAGCUUUAUUUAUUGUGUUGUUGAUUUUGAAAGUUUUCUUUUUAUUCCUGAUACACUGGACAUGCAGUAUGAUGCUCAUCACAUCCAUGUGCAUUUGUACGGCUUAUGGUACAGAUACAAACGUGUAAAAUUGAUGUGCCAGAUGUAGAAAACGAGUGACUAUUUCUGGCGAGACCAGAGUUUGUCUGCAAUGUUGUAUUUGUGUGUUUAAAUAAAUGAGAAGUUGAACCGUAAUAAAAGAGGAGACUGGAAAGUGUU
Pygocentrus nattereri (red-bellied piranha) is the source of this 2243-nucleotide messenger RNA. RefSeq names its product ATPase H+ transporting accessory protein 2 (gene atp6ap2). The coding region runs from base 76 to 1143 and encodes 355 amino acids. The transcript has 9 exons. The record is from RefSeq and is a predicted model, not a curated record. Gene Ontology annotation, molecular function: signaling receptor activity. Gene Ontology annotation, cellular component: external side of plasma membrane; membrane. Gene Ontology annotation, biological process: positive regulation of Wnt signaling pathway. NCBI's taxonomy places the organism in Eukaryota, Metazoa, Chordata, Actinopteri, Characiformes, Serrasalmidae.